CGCCGCUUGGUCGACUGUCGCACGACAGGCAACAGUGUAGUUGUCGUGUCCGACACGACGGUUGGUCAGCCCGCGCAGUGCCGUCGGGUUCGACAUGCCAAUGACACGACGACACCCCAAUGUCGCUCUCAUGUCGGAUUCGAGACGGUGCCCGAAAGGGCACUUGGUCGACUGUCAAACGGCGGACGACAGUGUCGCUGUCGUGUCGAACACGACAGUCAUCUCCCCUACAGGCACCGUUUGGCGACCAUCAUGUCGAACACGACAUGGACACUGUUAUCUGUCGACCAGACGGUGCAUGAAGGGCCGCUUGGUCGACUGUCGCACGGCAGACAACAGUGUAGCUGUCGUGUCCAACACGACGGUUGGUCAGCCCGCGCAGUGCCGUCGGGUUCGACACGACAGUGACACGACGACACCGCAAUGUCGCUCUCGUGUCGGAUUCGACGGUACUGGAGGACGUCGUGGCACGGCCGUCGAGUUCGACACGACAGUGAAACGACGACGAGCUGGUUGCUCUGUGUUCUUGUCUACUCUCGUUCUCAAGUGCUGUGGUCUGCUCGGCAUGGAUCGCGAGGGGAAGCCAAGCAAACGACGUACUAGUGCUGGUUCCGGGAGCAUGGAGCAGUCUCCGAAAAAACGGAAGGGGACACCGACGGCUGGCGUGGGGGUUGGCGACACACCGGGGUCUAAGGGUCACCGAACCCCGGUGCUGCGGGGUGCACCUUCUAUGGGCACUCCUUCCGCCCAUGUUCGUGGUUCGGGACCGGAUUCGGCUGUGCUGAUGAGUGAUGGGGCUGCGGGUCGAGAAGAGGAGGCUACUGGUCGACUGGGGAAAUCUGCGAUGGACGUUGUGCUAAGGCGUAAAAGGUCUGGUGACACGUCCGCUGCAGAUAACAUUGUUCCGAUUGGCGGUGUGGUGAAGUGGAGUCGAGGAAAUUCACAGUUCGCCAUGUUGGAGUUGACGAUGGUCCUUAACGCUAGAGGUGAGCGGAUUGCGGAUGUCAAACGCGUUGCUCUUCGUUGGGCCAAACACGCUGGGUACGGCAAAAGGCUUUAUGAUAUUUUCAAUCCGCCUGGGACGGAGAAAUUGACGUUGUCGGACCUUCGAUCGGUUUUCGCAUCCUUCGACAGACAUGUGGUCGCAGGGCAUAAGCCGGUGGUGCAUGCUUCCGACCGCAUAUCUGAACCGAAAAGCGUGUUUUCUUCGUCUUUGGAGGCGGGUCCGUCGUCGAAACCGAUCAUUAUAGGUGCCCGCCCUCCGCCAUCAAUUCGGACUACGGUUGCUGCAACACGAGUUCCGAAAUCAGGGCAGAUCGGGGAGAAAGGUCCGUGUCGCGGCCAAAUCGUGCUGUCAGCGCCUGUGAAGCGUAGACCGACAUCAACCAAGGAACCCGUUUCCUUGGUUCGCCCGCCGCGCUAUGAGUUGGCCAUUCCUGCUGGGUCGCAUUAUUUUGGAGAUGACGACGAGGAGAACAGCGAAGAAGAAUGGGAGCGCGAUGAAGAACGCAAAGAAUAUGAGGAGGGUGACGAAGAAGAGGAAGUAGAGAGUGAAUACACAAUUAGCGAGAGGGGUGGGCCGGACGAGUUGGAGGGUUGUCUAGGGGUUGAGUAUGAGGACGAAGGGCAAGAAGAGGAAACGAUCGGCGAGGGAGGGUACGCAGAUGUGCAUCGGGGGCGCGGGGAAAUGCACCGCGAAGUUGGGGUCGAGCCGGCGCAUGACGAUGCAGUACGACUAGCUGAGAAGAAAAGGAAGAUGAGGCAAGAGAGGAGACGUGCUAUGGACAGCAAGAAAACCCAGCAGGAGGGGGGAACCAAGCAAAAGGAGGGCAAACGCAAGUUGAAAAUGCUGGCAGUUGAGGAGGCCGUUCAACGUAUGAGGGAGGCUGAGGAGGCCAUGAAGAAAAAACGGCAGCCAAGGAAAAAAGCAGCGAAGGGAGGUGUGAUGGAAAAAACUUCCGUUUUUCCACCGGACCAGCCACAGUCGGAUGAAGACAUUGUGUGCAGGACAGUCACCAGACCGCCCGGUUUGCAGAUUCUGCCGCAUGGGAAUUCUUCUAGUCAUCUGAGCAAAGGCUUCUUCCUUGAGUUCGACGAGAAUGGUAACCAGAGGCCGGAAAUGCAGUUCAUUUCUGUCAAGUUGGAUAGGAUUCUGGAUAUCCCUGAUGAGGAAUUCAGAUAUAAUCAACGCUUCCUCGAUCAGGAGCUUAUUGAUGACCUUUACAAAACAAUGGUUGAGUCGGGUGAGAUAGCUAUCAGAGAGAGAACGAUCGGGGCAGCCGGGGUGAAUGUAUGUGCAUUGUACGAGAAGCCUGUCCUUCUGUUGAUUGGGCUACAUGAUACAAUGCAUACUGACGCUUCCGGUACGAAUGUGAGGGCGAGAAAAGUGACGCCCCGCGAAUUCGAUCUCCAAUCCGUGCGCAAGUACUACUGGUACCCUCUCAGUGGUCAACACAAUGUUGCAGCGGCGAGAAAAUGUUCUCAAGAACGCCCUGACAUCGCCCGUGAGCUCCGUUUGGAUUGCUGGACUGCAAGGCCUGUUUACUAUCCGGAUAGGAGCAUGGAAAAUUACUGCACCUUGAGCACUUUCCAAAAUGCGAAGGACAAAUGGAAUACUCCUCCGCACCAAAUUGCUAUCAUUAAGAACAUACGAAAGUUAUGGCAAGCAGCCGGUCGUCCAGAAGCUAUAGGCGGAUCUGCUGCAGACGUCAAAAAUAAGGAUUACAUAGAGUUUGCGGCGAUGGCUCUGCGCGCGACCGGGAGUGAUCAUUUGGUUACUCUUUCACUUCAGCCUUGGAGCAAGGAGUGGUCCGACGUCCUCGGGUCUUACAUGAUAUUGGCAAGGGCGACGGACGAUGUGUUCGAGAAGGUGCAACAAGUGUAUUUUAUUUGGGAGAGUGGACAGUUGCCGGGGAGAGAUGGUGUGAAGCCUGCCACCGAACAAGGUGAAUCGGGGAAAGCGCCGGGACCUGGCCCCGGAUUCGAGUUGGAAAAAGGAGUCAGGGUUCCAGUGCACUGGAUUCAGGGUACUAGAGGACCUGGUUACCUCAUGGCUGUGCGCGAUCCGGAUGUCAGAUCAUGGAAGGCUAUGUCUACGUUGAGGAGGCGUGAGAGGCUGCAGCUGUUGAGAGACAUUCUCACGGGAUGUGUUGUACUGGCUCCAAGGCUAAGUAAAGCUGCUAACACUGUCGGGAAACAUUCGAUGGAGACAUACGUGGAAAUGAGGAAGCAGGAAAGAGCAAUGUUGAGAAUGUUUCACUACUUCGUCUUCAUUUCUGACCCUCACAAGAAGCCGUCAGAGUGGAAGGAACCAUUCUUUGACAACCUUUCUGAUUUGUUCGCUAGGUAUUCUGAUCAUGAAUUGACAUCGGAGAGGUGGAUCGACCAGCGACGGCAUUUCAAAGAAACGAGUUGGGUGCGGUCAUUUCCGGCUACACUUGGAGACGAGGAUGAGAAAGGAGAGGAGGGCUUCAAGAAAACAAAAUCGCUUGCAAAUAAAUGCCCCGAAAAGUUCAUUCAAUUUGUCAACAAGUUGUUGCGUAGAUCUGAAACUGGGGGUUCACAUAGCAUUCGUAUGUCGGAACAAGCGAGAUACAUACAUUUCCAGAAACAGGACGUGGCAUCUAUAUUCGUGCCGUUCCAGUGGGAACCGAACGAUGUUUCAGACGAGAUGGAUUGCAAGGAGAUGUUUAGAGCCGUCAGACACUUAACGUGCUACACAGCCGUCCUGGAUUUGUGCCACCCGACCCAAAUGGGUACGUGGAGUGAACAAGUGUUUGCUGGACUCAAGAAGUUCAUGGACAAACUUGGCGGCGAGUAUUGGACAUUGUUGUGCUUCGUUCCACGCCCUUGCAAGUUCAUAUUCUUGAGGCGAGUCGCGAUGUGGGACAUUCAAUUGGAUCUUCUCAAAUGGACUCGUCUACAACAAACAAAGGGGAAAGUGUAUAAGAUUGCAAACUUGUCUUUGGAGGACACAGACAGAAUGGUGGUCAUCAUGUACUCCAACGACGGAGAUUUUCAUCGCAACACUAUUCCCUUGUUUGAAGAUAUUCAAGCUGCAGGUCCAGCACCUGCCGAGCGGGUGGUUGACAUAUUGACACUUGUGCGGAGAGAGAGAAAGCCGAAGAUGUUGACUUAUGUCGUGGAGAAUAACUUUCUACCAUCAAAGUGGAAAAUGACAGGUAUGGAUCCACCGGAGAAAGUGGUCUAUGAUGGUAUGGAAAGGGAGCCGAAUGCGAUGGUGGAGACAUUGGAGCAUUUUUGUCCUGGAGAUGAGGCUGUCGUUUUCCUCGGGAAAGGUCAUGCGGGAUUGGUUUGGGAGCUGUUAAAGAGUCACCGUCAUUGCAUUGUGUUGGAAGGGGAGGGUAUGAAGUUCGAGUUCCUCAUUCAGUUCAUUGACAAGAUGGUCAAAACUCGAGAUUACCACGCCAACUUUACUAAGCCGCCUCCUCGACAUGAUGAAGGGCGUGAUCUCGUCUACAAGGUUGGCCAAAACAUGGUCAAUAUUUGGGAGUUUCUCUUCGAAACACAGCCGCAAGACAGAGGGGAACGUACUUAUGUCCUCAGAAGAAGAAAAGUGGAGAAGGUUUUUUGGGUGAUCAUAAAGCACCAUCGGAGAAGGAGGUUUCAUUUCUCGACCGCUUGGAGACCAUGUACUUUGACCAACAAAUCGGGGCGUUUACAAUCGCAGGUUAUGCGACUUGUUUUGUGGAUGGUGAGGACUUCGAUGCCGACGACUUAGAAGAAGAGAGUGUUGAUUGCACUUUGCAAGC
Messenger RNA from Chara braunii, 4772 nucleotides. The record is from the annotation of a GenBank genome assembly. NCBI's taxonomy places the organism in Eukaryota, Viridiplantae, Streptophyta, Charophyceae, Charales, Characeae.